Molecule: messenger RNA, 339 nt
Organism: Paracoccidioides lutzii Pb01
Exons: 1
Coding region: 1-339 (112 amino acids)
Source: RefSeq, a predicted model, not a curated record
AUGCCCGUGAAUUAUUUAGCCCGGACCUGGUCCUCGGAGCGGCGGGCAAUGCGGAGAGUCAUGGCUUCGCUAGUUGCGGAGUAUCAUGAGCUAUACUCCCUAGAAGUCAACGGUGGCGAGGAGCCAUCUAGUUGCAGUGGCAUCUCAUUCGUUAUCCUUGAUCUUGUCGUUAUUGACAGGUUGGUUUCUUCAGAUCGCCAAUAUCCUCCACCUCUCACUUCUGAGGCCUGGUUUACCUCAGAGCCCGUCAACCAGGUAUACUUCAUAUCACCUCCAUUCUUCCAAUGCGCCGGCCAACGGAAGAUACUCCCCCCGGGGUUCUUCGUCAGACAACUGUGA